Molecule: messenger RNA, 2792 nt
Organism: Pistacia vera
Lineage: Eukaryota; Viridiplantae; Streptophyta; Magnoliopsida; Sapindales; Anacardiaceae
Product: disease resistance protein SUMM2-like
Exons: 1
Coding region: 2-2707 (901 amino acids)
Molecular function (GO): ADP binding; protein binding
Source: RefSeq, a predicted model, not a curated record
GAUGGGUAACGUCUGCUCGGCCUCAGUCUCAUGUGACGCCGUUUUCACUCGUUGUUUAGAUUGUGCUAUAGGAAAAACUGCAUAUAUAAGUGAGCUCAAAGAUAAUCUAGAUGCCUUGCAGACUGAAUUGCAGAAGCUACUUGAAGCAAGAAACGAUUUGAUGAGGAGGGUUAACAUUGCUGAACAGAAACAAAUGAAACGGACGGACCAAGUGCAAGGCUGGCUUUCAAGAGUGCAAAAUGUGGAAGUUGAAGUUGGUGAACUGCAAGAAAUUAGAUCUCAAGAGAUUGAGAAAUUGUGUCUUGGAGGGUACUGUUCCAAGAAUUGCAAGUCAAGCUACAAGUUUGGGAAGAAAGUGGCCGGAAAGCUGAAAGUUGUGGCUACUUUGAAGGGUGAAGGUGUUUUUGAAGGGGUGGCGGAGAAGGUACCACUAUCAGUAGCGGAGGUAAAGCCUAGUGAGGCUACAAUAGUGGGUUUGCAAUUAAUAUUUGAUCAAGUUUGGAGAUCUAUUGAGGAAGAACAAGUAACAAUUGUUGGUCUCUACGGCAUGGGAGGAGUUGGAAAAACUACCCUGUUAACCCAAAUUAACAAUACAUUUCUCAAUGUAUCAAACGAUUAUGACACUGUGAUUUGGGUAGUGGUGUCUAGAGAUUUGCAAGUUGACAGGAUUCAAGAAAUGAUUGGGCAAAAGAUAGGGUUGGUUGAAGAGUCAUGGAAGAAUAAAAGUGUUGAAGACAAAGCAUCCGACAUCUUUAAGAUUUUGCGGAACAAAAAGUUUGUAUUAUUAUUAGAUGAUGUGUGGGAGAGGGUUGAUUUGACCACAGUGGGUAUACCUCUUCCAAGUGAAAAUGUUGCUUGUAAAAUAGUCUUCACUACUCGCUUUCUUGACGUAUGCGGCCGUAUGGAAGUUAAUAGGAAGUUUAAAGUGGAGUGCCUGGGGGAAGAGGAAGCUUGGAAAUUGUUUGAAAAGAAGGUUGGGAGAGAAACUCUUAGUAAUCAUCCUGAUAUUUUGGAAUUAGCUCAAAUUGUGGCCAAAGAGUGUGGGGGUCUACCACUUGUACUCGUCACUAUAGGUAGAGCCAUGACUUUCAAGAAGACACCUCAAGAAUGGAGAUAUGCAAUUCAAAUGUUAAGGAGAGCACCGUCUAAAUUUCCUGGUAUGGAGAAGCAGGUCUAUCCUCUUUUAAAGUCUAGUUAUGAUAGUUUGCCUGAUGACAAGAUUAAAUCAUGUUUUUUAUAUUGUAGUUUAUUUCCCGAACACUUUAGAAUACGUAAAACUAAAUUGAUAGAUUGUUGGCUUGGUGAGAACAUUUUGGAUGUGUAUGAUCAAAGUGAAGUACACAACCACGGAUACUACAUUAUUGGUGUUCUUGUUCAUGCCUGUUUAUUGGAAGAAGAAGAAAUAAGGGGAGAACAUUAUGUAAAAAUGCAUGAUGUGAUUCGUGACAUGGCUUUGUGGAUAGCAUGUGAAGUUAAGGAGGAGCAGCAGAAAUUUUUAGUUCAGGUGGGUGUUGAAUUAACUGGAGCACCAAAGGUCAAAGAAUGGGAAGAUAUAAAAAGGAUAUCCUUGAUGGAAAACAAAAUUGAGGUGUUAUCAGUGACUCCUACCUGUCCUGAUCUCUUAACUUUGUUUCUUAAUCAUAAUAACCUGAAGAUGAUUAGUAGUAGCUUUUUUCAAUUCAUGCCUUCUCUCAGAGUCUUAAAGCUAUCAUAUAAUAAAUUUCUAACCAAAUUACCUUCUGGGAUUUCUAAUUUGGUCUCACUGCAAUAUCUUGAUCUAUCAUGGACCACAAUAAUAGAGUUACCAAUGGAGUUAAAAGCCUUGGUAGGUCUUAAAUGUCUCAUCCUGGAGAAUACACGGAAUCUCUGUACAAUUCCGCGUAAUCUGAUAUCCCAUUUUUCAGCGUUGCAUAUAUUGAGAAUGACCGGCUGCAGUUAUAAUGUUUCUGAUCAAGAAAUAGGAGAAGAUAGCGUUCUGUUUGGUGGUGGUGAAUAUUUGUUGGAGGAAUUGCUUGGUUUGCAUUCUUUAAAUGUGUUGAGUAUUACCUUAAAAAGUCGUUAUGCUCUCCAAAGAUUUCUGAGUUCCCGGAAGUUUCAGAAUUGUACUCAUGGUCUAUCGGUUCGAUACUUUGAUGAUUCCAGGACACUUGAUGUUUCAUCUUUAGCAGAUCUCAAGUAUCUUCACAGACUAAACAUUUUAAAUUGUGAAAAAUUGGAAGAGUUGAAGAUAGAGCAUUUAAAGGUAGUACAAAAAACACUAGAGCCUUAUCAUUUCCACGACCUCAACAGGGUUCAAGUAGUCUCUUGCUCCAAAAUAAGGGACUUGACAUGGGUUGUCUUUGUUCGAAACCUCAAGUAUCUUAAAAUAGAAAGUUGUUAUGAGUUGGAAGAAAUAAUAAGUGGCAGAAAAUUGGGUGAAGAAUUUCCAGAAAUGAUGGAAAAUCUAAACCUUCUCUCGAAACUCCACUCUGCUAACAUACGAAUUCUACCAAAUUUGAAGAGGAUUUAUUGGAAGGCGUUGCGCUUCCCACAUCUGGAGGAAUUUUAUGUACGUGGAUGCCCCAAGCUAAAGAAGCUUCCACUUGAUUCCAACAGUGCAAAGGGACAGAAAAUUGUUAUUAGCGGCAGUGAAAACUGGUGGAAGGAGCUGAAAUGGGAGAAUGAAGCCAUUCAAAAUGCUUUUCUUCCUUAUUUCAAACCUUGUUAAUGUGGAUGUCAUUUUGGAGCAAAAUUUUAAAGGAAAAUUCUGGUAGGUGCUUUUCUUCCAUUUAAUGUAUAUUGGUUUCUUGUUC